AUGUCGAAUCCCACUAACGCCAUCAAUCGUUCCGAUCACCUGGAUGCUCUGAAACGCAAAAGUGAACGUGUUUUGCUGGAGGAAAUCCGGGCAAUGGAGGGCAUUAUCAAAAAAUUGGGUAGAUCAGAAGGAGAGCUCUCGGUAUUCAGCUGUUGGUUAUGAGGAAAAGAAGUUAAUAAACCUAUAGGAAACGGUAGAAGGCAAUGAGUUCAUAAAGAAGAUCGACGUCCGAUUCUUCAACCCUAAAGAAAUCGACGUGAGUUUGAAUGGUCGAGAGGUGACCGUUGUCGCGGAUCACGAAGGCAACGACAAGUAUGGAUACAAGCACAGGUUGGCAUUCAUAUUUUUCGAGUUUUCUUAGUUGAUGUAAAACGGAUUUUGAAAUAGAAGCUCUAUUCAUUCUCUCGUUAGACAGGUCCUGAAAAAAAGAUCAUUUUGGAAUUUACUCUGGCUUCAGUUUUUCGAGGCUUUUCGAUAUACCCUGUGUACCACGACUUGGAAUUUCACCAAACGACAUUCCGGUGCGCCGCUGCGCGCCUUUGCGAACCUUGGUCGCGCUUUUAAUUUUUUUUUUUUUUCAUCAAGGUACUCUACUUUCAUGUGCUCCCACAACAAUAACAAUCAAUUGGAAGCGUGAGCUUCGCGAACGCACGCAGCGGAAGAGCGGAAUGUCGUUCUGUGAAAUUUCAAAUCGUGAUACACAAACUAUAAUUCCAUUUUACUCAAAAUCAGACCUACAGUUCCAACUUCUCUCAAUAUUCUCUUUUUUGUCUUUUUGGUUUAUUUUUUUAUUUUGAAUCACAUAAAGCCUCUUCUUGGGAAAAAAGGUUCACCUCACCACAGUAACAUAACCGACUCUAGGUCUCUCACUCGAAAGUUCAAAAUCCCGGAGACGAUGAACCUUGCAAGCCUGCACACGACGUACACCCCCGACCGGUUUUUGAAGAUCAAAGCGACAAAAUUCGUGAAAGAAGACAAGGCCGAGAGCCGCAAACUCACUAUCUAUGACACGAAAGGAGUCGCUUUGAAGUGA
Molecule: messenger RNA, 1033 nt
Organism: Caenorhabditis auriculariae
Lineage: Eukaryota; Metazoa; Nematoda; Chromadorea; Rhabditida; Rhabditidae
Source: the annotation of a GenBank genome assembly